Molecule: messenger RNA, 1997 nt
Organism: Calidris pugnax (ruff)
Lineage: Eukaryota; Metazoa; Chordata; Aves; Charadriiformes; Scolopacidae
Gene: ALX4
Product: ALX homeobox 4
Exons: 4
Coding region: 162-1304 (380 amino acids)
Biological process (GO): regulation of transcription by RNA polymerase II
Molecular function (GO): DNA-binding transcription activator activity, RNA polymerase II-specific; RNA polymerase II transcription regulatory region sequence-specific DNA binding
Source: RefSeq, a predicted model, not a curated record
GAACAUCUGAAUCCUCUUAGAGCUCCCUGGCCCAGCUGUGAGAGUGAGUGUGUGUGUGUGUGUGUGUGUGUGUAUGAGAGAGAGGGAGAGAGAAAAAGAGAGAGGUUCCUGGUGCCCCUCCAAAGCGCAUUAAGGACACUCGGGCCCUUUUAAUUUUAGGAAUGAAUGCUGAUACUUGUGUUUCUUAUUGUGAUCCGGCUGCCAUGGAUUCCUACUACAACGCAGCCUCCCAGGGCACAGAAGGCUCCUCGCCUUUUAGGGCAUUUCAAGCAAGUGACAAGUUCAGCCCUACUUUCCUGGCCAGCAAAGGACAAGGCUUUGGUGACAGCAACGCCAAGUGCCGGAGCCGCUACAGCCAACAGGAAUGUCAGCCCCUGGACGGCAACGGCCAAGCUCCGGCCUCCUUUAACAAAUACCCUCCUCAACAACCCCCCCCGCACCUCUACAUGCAGCGAGGCCCCUGCAAAACCCCCCCGGAGAACAACCUCAAGCUGCAAGAGAGCAGCGGCCACAACGGAGCUCUGCAGGUCCCCUGUUACGGUAAGGAGAGCAGUUUGGGAGAGGCCGACUUGCAGCCCAGCUCCGACCCUCCGGGAAUGGACAGCAGCUACCUCAGCGUGAAGGAAGCCGGGGUGAAAGUGCCCCAGGACAGGGCCAGCACCGACCUCCCCAGCCCCAUGGACAAGGCCGACUCGGAGAGCAACAAGGGCAAGAAGCGGAGGAACCGCACCACCUUCACCAGCUACCAGCUGGAGGAGCUGGAGAAGGUCUUCCAGAAGACCCACUACCCGGAUGUCUAUGCCAGGGAGCAGCUAGCCAUGAGGACGGACCUCACUGAGGCUCGUGUACAGGUGUGGUUCCAGAACAGGAGGGCGAAGUGGCGCAAGCGGGAGCGGUUUGGCCAGAUGCAGCAGGUCCGGACCCACUUCUCCACCGCCUACGAGCUGCCCCUGCUCACCCGCGCUGAGAACUACGCCCAGAUCCAGAACCCUUCUUGGAUCGGCAACAACGGAGCCGCCUCCCCCGUGCCCGCCUGCGUCGUCCCCUGCGAGACGGUGCCCUCCUGCAUGUCCCCCCAUGCCCACCCCCACCCGGCUGGCGGCGUCUCCGAAUUCCUCGGCGUCUCCGGCCCCGGCGGCCACGUGGGACAGACACACAUGGGUGGCCUCUUCGGUACGGCCGGCAUGAGCCCCGGCCUCAACGGCUACGAGCUGAACAGCGAGCCGGACCGCAAGACCUCCAGCAUCGCUGCCUUGAGGAUGAAGGCGAAGGAGCACAGCGCCGCGAUCUCCUGGGCCACAUGACAGGCCUGCACCGUCCCCGCAGCGCCCGCCGGGCACCGAGAGAGCAGAGGAAGGAGGGGAGAGGAGGGGAGGGGGGGACAACACGACACAGCCCAGUAAAUCCAUCCAUCCAUCCAUCCAUCCAUCCAUCCAUCAUCCAUCCCAGCUUGGACUCCAGACAGCAGUGGCCUCCUCGGGGAUCCCAACGCAGCACUUUCGCCCACCCCGGCCGUAGGAAGCACCCGCCGUUAACGUAAGUGGCACGUUCCAAGGCGGGGAGAGGGACCUGCUGUGGGGCAGCACCUCUCCCGAGAGAGUCAGAGACCUGGGGUCGGGGGGUGGCCUCCCCUCUCCCCGCCGCCUCCCCAAAAACCUGGGCAUUUUUUAUUUUUUUUUAAUUUUUUUCUCCCCACUCCUUUUUUUUUCUAACGCCGGAGCCGCCUGUUCCAAAAAGAGCAAGAGCCUGCUGGGGGGGUCAGCAGGUUCCCCCCAUCCCUCCAAAAAACACACACACAUGUUUUCUCCUCCUCAUUUGUCGACGGCAUCGCUCAGAUCUGUUCUGCCCUGGGCAGGGGACUGGAUGGGGGACUCUGGCACCAGCAAAGAGACACCUCUCAGGUGUCUUCAGCAAGGAACCUUUAGCAAGGAACCAUCCUCUUUAGCAAGGAACCAUCCUCAUUAGCAAGGAACCAUCCUCUUGAGCAAGGAACCACG